This is a messenger RNA of Talpa occidentalis (Iberian mole), 5643 nucleotides long. It is a transcript of the gene DAPK1, whose product is annotated as death associated protein kinase 1. Gene Ontology annotation, biological process: positive regulation of apoptotic process; positive regulation of canonical NF-kappaB signal transduction; protein phosphorylation. Gene Ontology annotation, molecular function: ATP binding; protein serine/threonine kinase activity; TIR domain binding. The transcript is spliced from 26 exons. Bases 160 to 4452 code for a protein of 1430 amino acids. NCBI's taxonomy places the organism in Eukaryota, Metazoa, Chordata, Mammalia, Eulipotyphla, Talpidae. The record is from RefSeq and is a predicted model, not a curated record. Gene Ontology annotation, cellular component: cytoplasm; nucleus.
UCUGAGGCUUGAGCGCCCCGCUUUUUGGGACGUGGAUAUUGGGGCGUGGAGGACCGGAGGCUGAUGCAUGAGGGGCCCACGGAGGCGCGGGAGCGGUGGUGAUGGUUUGGGAAGCAGAGCUGAAGUGCGCUGGGCUUUGGUGAGACUUGACAGAUUAUCAUGACCGUGUUCAGGCAGGAGAACUUGGAUGAUUACUACGACACCGGCGAGGAACUUGGCAGUGGGCAGUUUGCAGUGGUGAAGAAAUGCCGUGAGAAAAGUACCGGUCUACAGUAUGCUGCCAAAUUUAUCAAAAAAAGGAGGACGAAAUCCAGCCGGCGGGGUGUGAGCCGAGAGGAUAUUGAGCGGGAGGUCAGCAUCCUGAAGGAGAUCCAGCACCCCAAUGUCAUCACCCUGCACGAGGUUUACGAGAGCAAGACUGACGUCAUUCUGAUUCUGGAACUUGUUGCAGGAGGCGAGCUGUUUGACUUCUUAGCUGAAAAGGAAUCUUUGACUGAAGAAGAAGCAACAGAAUUUCUCAAACAGAUUCUGAAUGGUGUUUACUACCUGCACUCCCUUCAGAUUGCCCACUUUGAUCUUAAGCCUGAAAACAUCAUGCUUUUGGAUAGAAAUGUCCCCAAACCUCGGAUCAAAAUCAUUGACUUUGGUUUGGCCCAUAAAAUUGACUUUGGAAAUGAGUUCAAAAACAUAUUUGGGACACCAGAGUUUGUUGCUCCUGAGAUAGUCAACUAUGAACCUCUUGGUCUUGAGGCAGAUAUGUGGAGUAUUGGGGUAAUAACCUACAUUCUUCUAAGCGGGGCCUCCCCAUUUCUUGGAGACAAUAAACAAGAAACAUUAGCAAAUGUAUCUGCUGUCAACUAUGAAUUUGAGGAAGAAUACUUCAGUAAUACCAGUGCCCUAGCCAAAGAUUUCAUAAGAAGACUCCUCGUCAAGGAUCCAAAGAAGAGAAUGACCAUUCAAGAUAGUUUGCAGCAUCCUUGGAUCAAGCCUAAAGAUACCCAGCAAGCACUUAGUAGAAAAGCAUCAGCAGUAAACAUGGAGAAAUUCAAGAAGUUUGCAGCCCGGAAAAAGUGGAAACAAUCCGUUCGCUUGAUAUCACUGUGCCAAAGAUUAUCCAGGUCAUUCUUGUCCAGAAGUAACAUGAGUGUUGCCAGGAGCGAUGAUACUCUGGAUGAGGAAGACUCCUUUGUGAUGAAAGCCAUCAUCCAUGCCAUCAAUGAUGACAAUGUCCCAGGCCUGCAGCACCUCCUGGGUUCAUUGUCCAGCUAUGAUGUUAACCAACCCAACAAGCAUGGGACACCUCCGUUGCUUAUUGCUGCUGGCUGUGGGAAUAUUCAAAUACUACAGUUGCUCAUUAAGAGAGGCUCAAGAAUCGAUGUCCAGGAUAAGGGUGGAUCCAAUGCCAUCUACUGGGCCUCUCGGCAUGGCCACGUAGAUACCUUGAAAUUUCUCAGUGAGAACAAAUGCCCCCUGAAUGUUAAAGACAAGUCUGGAGAGACAGCUCUUCAUGUGGCAGCUCGUUAUGGCCAUUCUGACGUGGUUCAGUUACUGUGCAACUUUGGCUCUAAUCCCAAUUUCCAGGACAAGGAGGAAGAAACUCCCCUGCACUGUGCUGCCUGGCAUGGCUACUAUGCUGUGGCCAAAACGCUUUGUGAAGCCGGCUGCAAUGUGAACAUUAAGAACCGGGAAGGAGAGACACCCCUGCUGACCGCCUCUGCCAGGGGCUACCAUGACAUCGUGGAGUGUUUGGCUGAGCACGGGGCUGACCUUAAUGCUUCUGACAAGGAUGGACACAUUGCUCUUCAUCUUGCUGUAAGACGAUGUCAGAUGGAGGUCAUCCAAAUUCUCAUCAGCCAGGGAUGUUUCAUUGAUUUCCAAGACAGGCAUGGCAACACCCCACUCCAUGUGGCCUGCAAAGAUGGAAACAUGCCAAUUGUGGUGGCCCUCUGUGAAGCAAACUGCAAUUUGGAUAUCUCUAACAAGUAUGGACGAACGCCCCUACACCUUGCAGCCAACAACGGAAUCCUGGAUGUGGUCCGCUACCUCUGUCUGACAGGAGCCAAUGUGGAGGCACUGACCUCGGAUGGAAAGACAGCAGAAGAUCUUGCUAAAUCAGAACAGCAUGAACAUGUAGCAGCUCUCCUUGCAAAACUCCGAAAGGAUACACACCGAGGUCUCUUUAUCCAGCAACUGCGACCCACGCAGAACCUCCAGCCGAGAAUCAAACUAAAGCUGUUUGGCCACUCAGGGUCUGGGAAGACCACACUGGUAGAGUCUCUGAAGUGUGGGCUGCUAAGGAGCUUCUUCAGAAGACGCCGGCCCAGACUCUCUUCCACCAACUCCACCAGAUUCCCACCUUCACCCCUGGUUUCCAAGCCAGCAGUCUCUGUGAGCAUCAACAACCUGUAUCCCGGCUGCGAGAACGUGAGUGUGAGGAGCCGCAGCAUGAUGUUCGAGCCUGGCCUCACCAAAGGGAUGCUGGAGGUGUUCGUGGCCCCACCCCACCACCAACACUGCACCGCUGAUGACCAGUCCACUAAGGCCAUUGACAUCCAGAACGCCUAUUUGAAUGGAAUUGGUGAUUUCAGUGUGUGGGAGUUCUCUGGAAAUCCUGUUUACUUCUGCUGUUAUGAUUAUUUUGCUGCAAAUGAUCCCACAUCGAUCCAUGUUAUUGUCUUUAGUCUUGAGGAGCCCUAUGAGAUUCAGCUGAAUCAAGUAAUUUUCUGGCUCAGUUUCCUGAAGUCACUUGUGCCCAUAGAAGAGCCGAUAGCCUUUGGCGGCAAGCUGAAGAACCCACUCCGAGUUGUCCUCGUGGCUACCCACGCUGACAUCAUGAAUGUCCCUCGUCCAGCUGGAGGCGAGUUUGGAUAUGACAAAGACACGUCCUUGUUGAAGGAAAUCAGAAACAGGUUUGGGAAUGAUCUUCACAUCUCAGAUAAGCUGUUUGUUCUGGAUGCUGGGGCUUCUGGGUCUAAGGACAUGAAGGUACUUCGAAAUCACCUGCAAGAAAUACGGAGCCAGAUUGUUUCAGUCUGUCCUCUUAUGACUCACCUGUGCGAGAAAAUCAUCUCCACUCUGCCUUCCUGGAGGAAGCUCAAUGGGCCCAACCAGCUGAUGUCAUUGCAGCAGUUCAUGUAUGACGUGCAGGACCAGCUGAACCCCCUGGCCAGCGAGGAGGACCUCAGGCGCAUAGCCCAUCAGCUGCACAGUGCAGGCGAGAUCAACAUCAUGCAGAGCGAAACAGUUCAGGAUGUGCUACUCCUGGACCCCCGCUGGCUCUGUACCAAUGUCCUGGGGAGGUUGCUGUCUGUGGAGACCCCACGGGCCCUCCACCAUUAUCGCGGCCGCUAUACCAUGGAGGACAUACAGCGCCUGGUGCCUGACAGUGACGUGGAGGAGCUGCUGCAGAUCUUAGAUGCCAUGGACAUCUGUGCCCGGGACCUGAGCAGUGGGACCAUGGUGGAUAUCCCUGCCCUGAUUAAGACAGACAACCUGCACCGUUCUUGGACGGAUGAGGAAGAUGAGGUGAUGGUCUAUGGUGGCGUGCGCAUCGUCCCCGUGGAGCACCUCACCCCCUUCCCAUGUGGCAUCUUCCACAAGGUCCAGGUGAACCUGUGCCGCUGGAUCCACCAACAGAAUGCCGAGGGGGACGCGGACAUCCGCCUGUGGGUGAAUGGCUGCAAGAUCACCAACCGUGGGGCUGAGCUGUUGGUGCUUCUGGUCAACCAUGGCCAGGGCAUCGAGGUCCAGGUGCGUGGUCUGGAGAUGGACAAGAUCAAGUGCUGCUUGCUGCUGGACUCCGUGUGCAGCACCAUCGAGAAUGUUGUGACCACCACACUGCCUGGGCUGUUGACAGUGAAGCAUUACUUGAGCCCCCAGCAGCUGAGGGAACAUCAUGAACCUGUCAUGAUCUACCAGCCCCGGGACUUCUUCCGGGCACAGACCCUGAAGGAGACCUCACUGACUAACACCAUGGGUGGGUACAAGGAAAGCUUCAGCAGCAUCAUGUGCUUCGGCUGUCAUGAUGUAUACUCACAGGCCAGCCUGGGGAUGGACAUCCACGCUUCAGAUCUGAACCUCCUAACCCGGAGGAAACUGAGUCGCUUGCUGGACCCACCCGAUCCCAUGGGGAAAGACUGGUGCCUCCUAGCCAUGAACUUGGGCCUUCCUGACCUUGUGGCAAAGUACAAUACCAGUAACGGGGCUCCCAAGGAUUUCUUCCCAAGCCCAGUCCAUGCCCUGCUCCAGGAAUGGACCUCCUACCCUGAUAGCACGAUUGGUAUCCUCAUAUCCAAACUUCGGGAAUUGGGGCGCCGGGAUGCAGCGGACUUUCUAUUGAAGGCAUCCUCUGUGUUCAAGAUCAACCUGGAUGGUAAUGGCCAGGAGGCCUACGCCUCAAGCUGCAACAGUGGCACAUCUUAUAAUUCCAUUAGCUCGGUCGUGUCCCGGUGAGAGGACAGCCUUUGGCUUGGGCAGGGUCACCUCAGACUGCAGAAGCAAGAGGGCUACAGCCCAUCUUUCCAUCAGAGAAAGAUUCCAGGUCAUCCUCUGUACGCCACAAACUGAAGGACCCCAUCCUCCCUCCAAAGUCACCUGUGUCUCUGCCACUACCUCCCUCCCUCUUACACAUACCUGUGUGUGAAGGGUCCUUGGGCCAUUUGAAAAGUUAGCACCCUCCUCUCCACGUCCUGGACUCAUCCUCCAGUACCUCGCUUCUUUCUGAUAAUUUUACUGGAAUUCCUAACUUUUAAUGAAAUUUUUAAAACUUCUAUAUUGACUGUCCUUUUAAACAAGUGCACAUCAUUUAUCCCAAAUGUGUAUUUCUUAUACUCUCCUCUUUGUUAUACUCUGUCCACAGCUUCUUUCUUUUCUCUUUGUAGGAAAAUUCCCACUGUGUGAUUCAUUAGCAGACAAUAUGUGAGUGCCUUUUGCAGAAGAGAGUGUAUUUGAAAUCGUCCAAGUCAGCCAGGAGCGGCUGUGAAGGAAACAGUCCCUCUCUCUGUUCCUUGCUGUAUGCUAGUCAUAGCCAGAGGUGUUUCACUCUGAGGGUUUUUUCCCAACAAAUUUUUGUGUUACCUUUGGCAAAGGAACAGGAAAGAGGAAUCCCCCUCUAAAUUGAUUUCAUGGCCAGUGUUGUUGCUAUAAUAAAUCAUGUUUUUGGUUGUCUUUGUUUAAAUGUCAACGUGACUGUCUAGAUGGAACCUAUAAACUGUCACAAUUCAUCCCCUCUCAUCUCAGGUAGAAGAUUGACACAGGUGUAGAGUGACGAAGAUCUAUGUGAGAAUUCAGAUGACCCCUGAUCAUUAUUUGUGGCAGUUCAUUGUCAUUUGUGUGUAGCAGAUGGUUUUCCACAUUUAGAUCCUGGUUUCAUUACUUCUAAUGUUACGUCUAAAAAAGAAAAUUAAGAAGUUUUGUUGCCGUGAUUUUAAAUUGUGAUAGAGUUUUAAAUUGAUAUGAGGGAAUAUGUCCUAUUUCUGUCCUGAGAAGCAUGUAUAUCAUAUGUAUAUAUGCAGUAUGUAUAUACAUAUAUAUUGUUACAGGUAUUUUUACUUAAUCUACAUAAUAUAGUAAACAUUUGUUUUUGUUUUCUUAUUUUGAUCUUUUUUCUUUUUUAAAAAUAAACUGUUGCGUGUUUCAUUAGUU